UGCGAUGAGGAAUGAUCCCGUGUGGAUGUGAUUUCUCCCUCCGCAGGACCUGCCUCGCCUGUCGCUCUGUCACUGGGUUUGUAUCGUACAUCCUUACCGAACGAUACGAUCGGUUCUGCUUUUGGUCUGACUCGAAGUCCCAACAUCGAACUGCUUGCUCUAGAACAAGACCCGAAGGCAUAGGAAAUGUUCUCCACCAUAUGCCUAAAAAGGCUGCUCCUACUCGGAUAUGUCAUCCUCCCAUUGGUAAUCAUCAGACUCCUGGAAAUCCACGGCUGGUUCCUGCACGGAAAAAUCGCCCAUUCCUCCUCCGUCGUCGAUCCCAAGACGCUGAGCGCUAGUGAGCUGAAGGCCCUGGUGGGCACCCGCGGAUUAGAUGGCGCAGGCGCUGUAGAGAAGCAAGACUUGAUGCAGCUGUUGGAGAGCACUGGAAAGCCGACCAACGGGGAGCUCCAGGAAGCAAUCGGCUGCCACGACCCCAAGAACGACGUCUUCUCGUUCUCAUUCGAAUUGCAUACCUCAAUGAUGUCCAUGACGCAGACGAUGUCUGGCUCGUUCGGGUGUUUUUCAUUCACCCCACCCGACCCACCCAAUUGCUUUGCCCUCCGGGCAAAGCAAUUGGGUGGGUCGGGUGGGGCUCUCUACAAGAAUAUUCAAUGGGAACUGAGGCAGCACUUGCACGACAUCCGAUCGCUGAAGGAACUGGAAUCGGAGUGGCUGAAUACCUCAAGUCAAGCGGACGGGAAGCCCCUGCGUGUGGUGUUCUUCACGGAUGCCCAGGCGGUUCCUCUGUCCCUGGCGGUUUUGAGUGUCAGACACGCAAAAGGAAUUCAGGUUGGAGUCUUCUCGUCAUCCGAAGAGACGGAGAAGGAAGAAGUGUCUCGACCUGCCUCGUCUGUCGCUCUGUCACUGGGUUUGUAUCGUACAUCCUUACCGAACGAUACGAUCGGUUUUGCUUUUGGUCUGACUCGAAGUCCCAACAUCGAACUGCUUGCUCUAGAACAAGACCCGAAGGCCAAGGAAAUGUUCUCCACCAUAUGCCAAAAAAGGCUGCUCCUACUCGGAUAUGUCAUUCUCCCAUUGGUAAUCAUCAGACUCCUGGAAAUCCAAGGCUGGUUCCUGCACGGAAAAUUUGCCCAUUCCUCCUCCGUCGUCGAUACCAAGACUCUGAGCGCUCGUGAGCUGAAGACCCUGGUGGACAGACGCGGAUUGGAUGGCGCAGGCGCUGUAGAGAAGCAAGAUUUGAUGCAGCUGUUGGAGAGCACUGGAAAGCCGACCAACGGGGAGCUCCAGGAAGCAAUCGGCUGCCACGACCCCAAGAACGACGUCUUCUCGUUCUCAUUCGAAUUGCAUACCUCAAUGAUGUCCAUGACGCAGACGAUGUCUGACGGUGAUCUCUUCCAGGCUAUGCCAGAGAAGAAAUUGGCGGAAGCCAUGUAUCAUCUUUGCAUCGGGUCAUAG
Molecule: messenger RNA, 1461 nt
Organism: Darwinula stevensoni
Lineage: Eukaryota; Metazoa; Arthropoda; Ostracoda; Podocopida; Darwinulidae
Source: the annotation of a GenBank genome assembly